Molecule: messenger RNA, 3341 nt
Organism: Eutrema salsugineum
Lineage: Eukaryota; Viridiplantae; Streptophyta; Magnoliopsida; Brassicales; Brassicaceae
Product: valine--tRNA ligase, mitochondrial 1
Exons: 2
Coding region: 11-3136 (1041 amino acids)
Biological process (GO): valyl-tRNA aminoacylation
Cellular component (GO): cytosol
Molecular function (GO): ATP binding; valine-tRNA ligase activity; aminoacyl-tRNA deacylase activity
Source: RefSeq, a predicted model, not a curated record
CAACCUCUCCAUGUCUGAAGCAGAGAAGAAGAAGAUUGCUACGGAGAUGGAGCGUAAACUGAAAAACGAAGAGAAGGCUAGAGAAAAAGAGAUGAGGAGGCAAAAGGCAUUGGAGAAAGCAAAGCUCGGAGAAAUAAAGGCGGCAAAACCUAAAACUCUCUCCGAGAAGAAGACAGGCAAAGAAGGAGACGAUUCUGCAGAUUUCGUCGACCCAGAAACUCCUCUUGGCGAGAGGAAACGGCUAUCUUCUCAGAUGGCCAAGCAGUACAAUCCUUCUUCCGUAGAGAAAUCAUGGUAUGAAUGGUGGGAAAAAUCCGAGUUUUUCAAAGCUGAUGCGAAGAGCUCCAAACCCAAGUUUGUGAUGAUCCUUCCACCUCCGAAUGUCACUGGAGCUUUGCAUAUCGGCCACGAAUUAACCUGUGCCAUCGAAGACACACUCGUUCGUUGGAAGAGGAUGUCUGGUUUCGAAACCUUGUGGGUUCCUGGGUUUGACCAUGCCGGUAUAGCUACACAGGGCGUGGUCGAGAAAGAGCUCAAGCACAAAACAGGAUUAACAAGGAACGACCUUGGCCGUGAAGAUUUCUUGAAACAAGUCUGGAAGUGGACACACCAGUACAGUGGCAAGAUACAAGCGCAGCUACGUCGUUUAGGAUCUUCCCUUGAUUGGUCGCGCGAGUGUUUUACAAUGGACGAGCAGAGAUCAAAGGCUGUCACUGAAGCCUUUGUGAGGUUACACAAGGAAGGGCUUAUCUACAGGAGAGAUCGUAUUGUUCAUUGGGACUGUUUCUCAGGAACAGCUUUAUCUGAUUGUGAGGUUGAGCAUAUUGACAUCAAAGGAAGAACACCAAGGAAAGUUCCUGGAUAUGAUAAGCAAUUAGACUUUGGUGUGAUGACUUCGUUUGCUUACCCUUUAGAGAGAGGAGGUGGCAAGGUGGUUGUAGCCACGACUAGGGUGGAAACAAUGCUCGGUGAUACCGCCAUUGCUGUACAUCCAGAUGAUGAAAGGUACAAGCAUCUUCACGGAGAGUUUGCUGUGCAUCCAUUCAGUGGAAGGAAGCUACCAAUCAUCUGCGAUGAGGAGCUUGUUGAUCCAGAGCUUGGUACUGGUUGUGUUAAGAUUACUCCAUCACAUGAUCCCAAGGAUUUCGAGGUUGGAAAGCGCCACAAUCUGGAGUUUAUCAACAUUUUCACUGAUGAUGGAAGAAUCAACACCAAUGGCGGGCAAUUCACGGGGAUGGCGCGUUUUGAUGCUCGUGAAGCUGUUAUAGAGGCUUUGCGUGUAAAGGGGCUGUACAUAGGUACGGAGGACAAGGAAAUGGUUAUUGGAGUUUGCUCAAGAAGUGGUGAUAUAGUUGAGCCUAUGAUAAAGCCUCAGUGGUAUGUGGAUUGCAGCGUAAUGGCAAAGGAGGCACUUGAUGUUGCUGCUAAUGGGAAACUCGAUUUUUUCCCAAAGAAAUACUCUAAAGAAUGGAGAAGAUGGUUAGAAGACAUACGUGACUGGUGCAUCUCGAGACAGAUUUGGUGGGGGCAUAGAGUACCGGCAUGGUACGCCACUCUAGAAGAAGAUGAGCUCAAGGAAGCAGGUGCUUACACUGACCAUUGGAUUGUUGCUAGAGAUGAGGAAGAAGCUCGCAAAGAGGCUGCGAGUAAAUUUUCUGGGAAGAAGUUAUUGGAUCUCUCUCAAGAUCCUGAUGUGCUUGAUACAUGGUUUUCUUCUGGGCUCUUUCCUUUGUCUGUUUUUGGAUGGCCAGAUGAAACCGAGGACUUCAAAUCUUUCUAUCCAGUUUCUGUUCUUGAAACUGGACUUGACAUUCUCUUCUUCUGGGUUGUUCGCAUGGUUAUGUUAGGAAUGAAACUAGGUGAUGAGGAUGUUCCCUUCAGCAAGGUUUACUUGCAUCCUAUGGUACGUGAUGCACAUGGUCGCAAGAUGUCAAAGUCUCUUGGAAAUGGCAUUGAUCCACUUGAAGUCAUCAACGGUGAAACUCUUGUGGGUCUUCACACCAGGUUAGAAAAAGGUAACUUGGAUCCAAAGGAGCUGCUUAAAGCCAAGGAGGGACAAGUGAAGGAUUUUCCAAAUGGUAUCCCUGAAUGUGGCGCUGAUGCUCUUCGAUUCGCGCUUAUAUCCUACACUGAUCAGUCUUAUAAUGUAAACAUGGAUGUCUUGCGGGUUGUUGGUUACCGCCAGUGGUGUAAUAAGCUGUGGAACGCCGUUAGAUUUGCAAUGAUGAAGCUCGGAGAUGAUUAUACUCCUCCUCCUCUGCAAACUCUGAGCCUUGAAACCAUGCUCUUCAGUUGCCAAUGGAUUCUCUCUGUACUAAACAAUGCAGUCUCAAAGACAGUGGAUUCAUUGAAUGCUUUUGAGUUUUCGGAUGCAGCCAGCACAGUGUAUUCUUGGUGGCAAUACCAGUUUUGUGAUGUGUUCGUUGAAGCAAUCAAGCCUUGUUUUUCUGCUGACAAUCCGGGAAGGACUCAUGCACAAGACGCUCUCUGGGUGUGUCUCGAGACUGGCUUGAGAUUGUUGCAUCCGUUUAUGCCUUUCAUCACGGAAGAGCUGUGGCAGCGGUUGCCCUCACCGAAAGACUGUGAACGGAAGGCAUCUAUCAUGAUAUGUGACUAUCCAUCUCCCAUAGAGAAGUGGACUAACGAGAAGGUGGAAACCGAAAUGGACAUGGUUCUGGCAACCGUGAAAACUUUUAGAGCACUGAGAGCUGCAGGGUCGCUAGAGAGACAGAGAAACGAAAGGUUGAAUGCGUUUGCUCUGUGUGGAAACGCAUCAACAUUGGGGAUUAUGCAGUCCCAUGAGCUGGAGAUGAGAACUCUGGCAAAUCUCUCAUCCUUUGAGGUUGUGUUGAAGGGUGAAGAAGACAAAGCAGGUGAAGCUGGAUCUGCUGUUGUUGAGACGGUGAACGAGAGCCUCAAGGUGUAUCUCAAAGUUGAUGGAGCAGCGUUCGACCUAGUAGCUGAACUUGAGAAAAUCAGAAGCAAGGUUGAAGAAAUAGAAAAGCAAAAGAACAAGUUGCAGAAGCUUAUGAGCGUGAGUGGGUACGAGGAGAAGGUCCCUGCACACAUAAAAGAAGACAAUGCAAGGAAACUCGCGAAACUUCUUCAAGAAUUGGAAUUCUUUAAUGAGAAUUGACCAUCACAUCUUACUAGAUUCUUCUUUAUAGUUUAUUUCACUCAGAACUAUGCUAAAGUAUCUGGUUUUGAACAUCAUUGGAAAUAGUUAAUGACAUAUAUAGUAGAAACAGAUUGUUUUUGAUUCAUUGUUCAAAGAUAACAUUCGAUGGCUAGUGUAAGCUUAUUGGGUCUAAUAUUACGUGGAAUGAGUCAGCUUCAAUUCA